AUGAGGUACGUGACCCCGGCGAGCUCCCGGGACCAGCAGAACCUCGUGGCGUGUCAGAGCGGCCUCCACAUCUUCUUCUACACCAUCACCACACUGCCACCUGGUACCGAGCUCAUGGUCUGGUACUGCCCCCAGCUGGCCAAACGCUGCAACUACCCUCCACUGGGACGCAUGGACAACCACAGCACCGCAGAGGGCGCCACAGCCCGCUGCACUGUGCCAUACAAAUAA
Messenger RNA from Knipowitschia caucasica, 231 nucleotides. The record is from the annotation of a GenBank genome assembly. Lineage: Eukaryota; Metazoa; Chordata; Actinopteri; Gobiiformes; Gobiidae.